AUGGCUGCAAAGCGAGCGCGACUUGAUAAUGUCCUGUGUGGGGGUGAUGAGCAGGCAGCUGUUGAGGCUGAUGAUCACAAGCCUGAGGGCCAAGAUGAACCUGGUGGUGGGCUUAACUUAGGAGAUCUUCGCUGCCCGGACUUUUACCUCAUUGCAUAUCCCAGUGUCGAUGACAACCUGCAGUGUCAGUGGUCUACCAAGCAACUAACGAAACUUCUUUGCCCUGGAGACGUCCCAGAUGACAAGCUGCGCAUCUUGAACGCAACCUCGGCUUUUGCGAUCGCCCAAGGAUACUACUACGGCAACUCCGGGGGAGGCUUCCUCAGACCCAGCCACUUGGCCCGAGGCAAACUGUUGGAUGAGAAGGUCGUGCCGACAACGGUCCUGAUUGCAGCGCUGAGCUGGGGAAUGGCAGGUAAACGACGCGAGCUAGGGAAUCGACAACACUGUUGCAGAUGCUUUUCGACAUUGGUUGAUGCGUGCAGUGCGACUGGCCGCCUCCGUCUGAAGUUCUAUUGCAUGACUGACAUGCCGCCCCCAGGCCAUCAGAAGUCGAAUCAGAACCAGUUGAAACGAGUGCAUCGUUGUAUUAGGCACCGUGCCGAUAGAGAUGAAGAUGCCGACAUCAUCAGAAUUUCCGCUUCGCCUACUCGUCGCUCCCGGAUCUUGGGAUCAUAUCGAGAGGCAGACGAUUGCCUGGAUGAGAUCACGACGGAAGCACCUGACAAGACUCGGACGAAGACUGCUUCCGGGAAACAGGCAAGGUUGUCCCUGAGUAUGACCCGUCGUUUCGAGAUUGUAAAGAUGGUGCGGGAUGGAAAGAAGUUUACACUCGCUGCCGCUUUGGAUCAUUUUCGCGUGCCGUCAGUGAGCAUUUGCUGGUUGGCAUUUUGGGACAUGGACUACGACUGGAGCACGCUGCAGCGCGCGUUUUCUGGAAUCAAGCAGGCAUGGUACGCUACCCAGCAGCUGGUGCCGGACACUGUCCUCUCUGUUCCUCGAUGGCACAAGGAGUCAUGGUUGUCAAAGGCUUCCUCGGCCAGUAGCUGCUGCACUGGUGCCGGCACAGCAGAGAUGUCCAGGGCAGUGUUGGAGAUGAUAGUCAAUGCCUCAGGGGCAGUGGACAUGGAGAUUUCUACGGUGGCCACAUGGGCGACAACUGCUUGGGUGCCGCAGGCAGACAAUGUGCGCCGGGCGGAAGGCCCCACCAACGCCGUGUUUCUCGCACACGGACGCAUGCACGGGGAGCUGCAGACACCACUUCUGCUGUUGGAGAAUGUGCAGGGCCUUGACAUGCAGAUGGUGCAGCAGACGCACCCCGACUACGAGUGGUACCAGAUCUUCACGGAGCCCGGGGAGCUAGGCUUUGCAGCGACAUCCCGAGCACGCACCUACGUGAUAGGGGCCCACAAGUACAAAACUGUGUGCCUGCACGACCCUUUCGAGUUACAUGAUGCGAUCAAGAACAGAAUGGCCGAGUAUGCCCAGACGACGGUGAGUGACUACUUAGUGGCUACUGAGCAGGAGAUCAUCAUGGAGGCACAAGACACCGGCCGCACACGCAAGGUGGUGCAUCGACCAGGCGUCCAGGACUACAGUUACUACUUGACUCAGAGGGAACUCCAUAGCAAAGCCGUCUUGGACAACAAGUACAGGCAAAGGUUCAACAGUGAGCCCGAGACGAACCCCAACUUGGUCUACAAUUUGGGCGACAACGCCGAGUGGAACACGUCAUGGAGUGCAUGCAGUGGUGCCUUGCCCACGUUUAGGCUGGGGUCUUCGACGGCAAAGUUCUGGCUGCCGAAAUACAGAAGGUGGCUAACCUGCCGAGAGAAGCUUGUUGCCAUGGGCUUCCCGGUCACGACCGAAUGCGCCGAAGCACUAGGCACACCCAUUGUGUUCGUUUCGGAUGUCAGGCGUGCCGCUGAUAUCCUGGGAAACUGUAUGCACUUCACGACGGCGGGGGUCAUGCAGCUCAUAGCGCUGUCCUGCUUCGGGCCUGCUGAGCUUGAACCGUGGGGCCCGAGUCCUGUACAGGCUAGGGUGACUUGGACUGUAGGCUUCGUUGCUCCAAUGUCGCCGCUGAGUGAUUUCUUUAACACGUGGCCCGAUGGAACUCGGAUGGAUGACGACAACGUGUCAAUGCGAUCUGAAGUUGCCCCUCCCGCUGCGACCUCUAAAGCCAGGCGAAGCAACAGUGCAGCGCAGCUUGAAGGUGAGCCUUCGGAGCCCAAGCGUCGUCGGGCAAGUGCUCUGCGGCCCAGUACAGCUGCCCCGGCAGGGGGCGGCGCAGCGCCAGCAGCAGCACCCAAUCCUUCGCCGGUUGUGGGUGCGCAGCAGCAGCCAGGUUUGUGGCGUUUGGUUGCGGACUCGACGCUCAGGGAAUAUAUGGAGGCAGCCGAACCUGUCAAAGCUGGGAGAUCCUUUACGAACAAGAUGGGCUCGAAGGUCGUCCGCUUGGCUUUCUAUGGCAUGUUUCGCAAACUGCCAACAGAUGCUACGGACUCGGGGGACAAGCGCACUCAGAUCACUCAGCUCAAGAACGAGUACUUGCGUUUGGGGCAGCCGAUGCAGGACUGUACGCUGCUGGACUUGGUGCGACGGGUGGAGAUCGAGUUCAGCAAGAACAAGGUCUUCGAGGUAGGCCGAGGCGCGAGAAGUUGGGAGGGUUUCAAGUUUUAG
Symbiodinium sp. CCMP2592 is the source of this 2682-nucleotide messenger RNA. NCBI's taxonomy places the organism in Eukaryota, Dinophyceae, Suessiales, Symbiodiniaceae. The record is from the annotation of a GenBank genome assembly.